Molecule: messenger RNA, 3018 nt
Organism: Exophiala bonariae
Lineage: Eukaryota; Fungi; Ascomycota; Eurotiomycetes; Chaetothyriales; Herpotrichiellaceae
Exons: 2
Coding region: 1-3018 (1005 amino acids)
Biological process (GO): glutathione metabolic process
Cellular component (GO): cytosol
Molecular function (GO): 5-oxoprolinase (ATP-hydrolyzing) activity
Source: RefSeq, a predicted model, not a curated record
AUGGGGAGUGUUAGCAAUCAAGGCCAGCUGGAAAGAUGUCGUAUCGGCGUCGAUGUUGGAGGUACCAAUACGGAUGCUGUGCUUAUCUCAUUAUCGCCAACACAGAUAGUCGCCUCACAUAAGGCACCGACCUCCUCGGAUGUGACGACUGGAAUUGCCGAAGCUGUCCGCGCUGUCAUUGAUGCGAGCAAUGUCCCGUUGGAUGCUAUCAGCUGUGUCAUUAUUGGAACAACCCAUUUCGUCAAUGCUGUUGUGCAGCGGUCGUCUUCACUCCAACGUGUCGGAGUGGUGCGUUUAUGUGGCGGUAGUAAAGAAGGUUUCGGGCUAGGGGUGCCACCCUUCGUGGAUUUUCCAAAGGACCUGCGGCAUUUGAUCUCCACGAAGCCGUAUUUCUGCCAGGGCGGAUUUCAAAUAUCUGGCGCGGAGAUCUCACCGCUCGAGGAAGCCGAGAUCCAAGAAGUGGCAGAGAAGCUGGUCAACGAUGAUAUUCUGGACGUUGUUGUCGCUGGGAUCUAUUCGCCGUUGAACUCACAACAUGAGGUCGAGGCGGGCAAGAUACUGCUUGACAGAAUGAAUGAGCUAUGCACUGCUCGUGGUCUGUCAAACCAUCCAAGAAUCACAUUGUCGCAUCGCAUUUCAUCGCUUGGUUUCCUUGCUCGAGAAAAUGCAGCAAUACUCAAUGCUACUCUGAGACGCCUCGCCGAAAGGACCAUUUAUGGAUUUGAGAAAGCCAUGCAGGAUAUCUUCGUGGGUAACACAUGCGCAUUAUACCUUACGCAGAAUGAUGGUAGUGUUUUAAGUGCUGCGGAUGCUGUUGAUCUUCCAAUCAGGACUUUUAACUCAGGUCCUACGAAUUCCAUCCGUGGUGGAGAGUUCUUAUGGAGAGCAGCUAGCACCGCAGCAGGUCAGGGUCAGGCCGAUCGUGAGGAUGCUCUUGUUGUGAUCGAUAUCGGUGGAACCACUUCUGAUAGUGGUCUUCUGCUGCCUAAUGGCCUGCCCCGAAUGAGCUCGGUAAUGAGUCUUGUUGGUGGGGUUCGCACUAAUUUCGCAUUACCCGCAGUUGAAAGCAUUGGACUAGGUGGUGGGAGUAUCAUCAGAGGAGAAGAGCCCGCUCUGACCGUCGGUCCUGACAGUGUCGCUCUCGAACUCCUUCAAAAAGCUCUCUUAUUUGGCGGUGAUACCUUAACGGCAACUGAUGUCGUCGCUGCUUCUGCAGUGCAUGCACCAUCGGGUGACAGUCCACUGAAAGGGCUGGGAAACCCGGACAAUCUUGGCCACCUGACAGCUGGGGUAAUCAAUAGCGCCAAGGAUAGAAUGCGGAAAAUGAUCGAAGAACUGGUUGAUCGGACUAAGGUACAAAAGGGCGAUAUCGAUGUCCUGAUCGUUGGAGGAGGUGCUAUCGUCAUUGAUAUUGGAAGACCACUCUCAGGCGUUCGUGCCGUACGGAAAGUCAAGGGUGGAGAAGUUGCCAAUGCAGUUGGUGCAGCGAUCUCUCGUGUGUCAGGUAUUGUGGAUACUGUCGUUGACACAUCGCAAAAGUCGUUGAAGGAAGCCCAAAAGGAAGUGUCUAAUAUGGCUAUUGAUGUUGCCGUCAAGAACGGAGCACGCCGUGAUACUGUUGAGAUAGCAGAAAUAACUGUGCUCCCCAUCCAGUAUGUUGACGCCAAGGCACGAAUUCUGAUACGAGCUGUGGGUGAACUCGAUGUUGUCGAGCAGAUCAACAAACGAGGCUCAAGCGUCCUGGCUGUACCGGAAUCCCACAAUCUGGAAAGAAAGCUACCGACGUCCAUCUCCCGUGGAACAGACGAGCAAAAACUCCACGAUCUUGAGGCAUACAAACCAAACAUUGAGAACAAGGAGUGGAUCAUUUCAAUACUUGACCUGAAGUGGAUUGCAGAUGGUUGUAAAGUUCUUGGUUGUGGAGGCGGCGGCGAUCCAUACCAACAGUAUUUGAAGAUAAGUUCCAUCCUCGAGAAGUCGCCUGGAAGCAUCAGGGUGGUAUCACCUUUUGAUCUGCCCGAAAAAGCUAUGGUUGGAUGGACAGGUUGUCUGGGGAGUCCUGAAGUCAGCAUGGAGCGCAUGGAGUCCGAUGAAUGCAACAAAGCUCAUGAUGAGUUGACAAGGGUAAUGGGCUACCCACCUGCCGACGCGUUCAUGGCUCUGGAGAUCGGUGGGGCGAAUGGGGUCGUCAAUCUCGAGGUGGCAGCUGCACAUGGUGUAGCUUGUGUUGAUGCUGACUUUAUGGGACGGGCCUACCCAACUGAUUGGCAGACGACAGCCAAUGUGUAUGGUGACGGGCAAGGUAGUGGGCUUCUGCCAGCCACCAUUGCUAGUGGCGAUGGGUCUUCCAUGACCAUGACAGGUUCUCGAACAGACAAACUCGUCGAUAGAGCACUCCGAGCAGCUGUUGUAGAGAUGGGGUGUCGAGCAGGAAAAGCAGGUCCUCUCAAAUCUGCCAAGAUGGUCCAGGAUCAGGCCAUCGUCAACACGGUUUCAUUGGCGUGGUUAGUUGGCCGCUCCAUUGCACUCGAGAGGAGCAUCAAAGACAAGGCCAAGCGUAUCAUAGAUGCUGUCGGCGGAUCCGAAAGUGCAAAGAUCCUGGCAGAAGGAAAGAUCACCAGCGUCGAGCGUGUUCUUAAGACAGGCCAUACAUAUGGGAUUGUUGAGAUUGAUGGCGUGCUGGAGGAUGGGUCCAAGGCCAUCAUCAGAAUCCCUUUCAAGAAUGAGAACGCUUAUGUGGAGGCCACAAAUUCAAGCAGUGGUGAGGUGUCAAUCCUGGCUGCGGUACCAGAUUUGAUUGCUGUCCUUGAUUCAGAGACUGGGACCGGAUUAGGGACGCCCGAAUACAAAUAUGGCUUGAAGGUGACAGUGAUAGCCAUUGCAGCAUCGCCCAGGUGGACAGAUACUCCUCGUGGGCUUGAACUCGGUGGUCCAGGUUCAAUGGGUUUUGAUUACAUCAAAUACGUGCCUAUCGGUAAGUACAGCAAGCCAGCAAGUGUGAUCGAGACAUACUCCUGA